This is a messenger RNA of Penicillium soppii, 990 nucleotides long. RefSeq lists its product as uncharacterized. Lineage: Eukaryota; Fungi; Ascomycota; Eurotiomycetes; Eurotiales; Aspergillaceae. The record is from RefSeq and is a predicted model, not a curated record. The transcript has 2 exons. The coding region runs from base 1 to 990 and encodes 329 amino acids.
AUGGGGAUUUUUCAAGAGAUUAUUGAGAGCAAGAGUGCUGAGGUGUGGACCGAUGAUACUGAGAUGUGGAAGCUCCUUGGCUACGAGGCACCAGUUCGUGUGGAUCUGAUGGAAAGGAUAUGUGACCUUACAAAUUUAGCGGUUGGCGUAAAGUUCUCACCUUCUCUGCAAGCCAACCCGCCACCAUUAGUUCCUGUGGAACGGAUUCGAAAGGGACUGAACAUUUGCCCCCACCGACUCAAUGGUUGUUAUUUGUUACAGCUUGAUGAAACUACCAUGCUCAAAGUCGGAGUAGGUGUUCAAAUGGGAGAAGCAGAAGCUAUGAUUCUGGUCAAGAAUCAAACAUCAGUCCCUGUUCCUCAGGUUUUCAAUGCUUAUUUGAUCGAGGAUAUCGGAUUCAUUCUGAUGGAGAAAAUAGACGGCAUCCAGCUCGGUCAAAGCUGGCCAGAAUUACCCCGAACGCUGAAGGAGUCAUUCGCACAGGAGCUACGAGGCUAUAUACAGCAAUGGCGCCAGAUAAAGGGAUCAUUUUUCGGGACGGUCGAUAAUGGCCCAUGCCGAGAGAGUGUUUUUCAACACCCCUGGGAGAACAAAGUCUACCACUAUGGGCCGUUCACUUCCCGUAAAGACUUCAAUAAGGGGAUGGUGGAGGCUUUGGCGAAUUCUAGGCCGAAUCAAAAACUAGAGACAGAGCAGGAUAAGCUCUUUGCAGAAGAACUCCUCAUGUCUGGAAUCGACCAGGAAGAAGUCAAAGUACUUACUCAUGGCGACCUGGACCAGUCUAACAUCAUGGUUCGGGACGGGAAAAUCACAGGGAUCAUUGACUGGGGCGCUGCAGGUUACAGUGUGCCAGAGAGGGAGUACUACGCCUUGCGGUGGCCAGCCUUAGAUUCAGACUGGCGCGAACUCUCUACAUCUAUUCUACCGCCAGAUGGAUACGAUUAUUGGUAUAACAUCAACCGUCAAAUGAUGCUAUACACAUGUAUCUAA